GAUUCAAGUGCCCUGUAUGUUCAAAAUUUGUAUCAUCUGACGAAAUGGAUUUACAUCUUGUGAUGUGUCUGACAAAACCAAGGAUAACCUACAAUGAGGAUGUGCUGAGUAAAGAUGCUGGGGAGUGUGCAAUAUGCCUGGAAGACCUGCAGCAAGGAGAUACUAUAGCACGGCUGCCUUGCCUCUGCAUAUAUCAUAAAGGCUGCAUAGACGAAUGGUUUGAAGUAAAUAGAUCUUGCCCUGAGCAUCCAUCAGAUUAAGACAAGAUUCAUGGUUUUAGCUGCUUCCCCUGAUCAGAAAACACAGGACGUGUGAGGUUCCUUUGCUGAACGCAGCAUGCCUGGCUUGAGACUCACAGUUCUUUGUGGCUGAAAAAGGCGAGGAUGGACAGUGACAUGGAAAAAGCAUUGCAGAAACUGGUUACUUGCCGGUAGUGCUCAGUGUACCAAACACUCAUGCAAAAGACACACAGGGAUUUUAAAAAUGCUGCACAUCCUGUAACAAUCGACUCCCCACAGACGUUACUGACACUAUUUUGUAUCGAAGGCCAAAGUUCCUGAUUUCAGCCUCACUUCUGGUUCUGUGAAGAAGCGGGUUAUUGGACAUGUGCCUCAAGUGGAAGUGGAGAUGUUCAGUACGUGCUAUCUGAGACCCUUGCAAGAAGAUGGCCCCGGUUUUGUGUGGGAAUGUUUUCACCUUCUUGUUGGCUGAAGAACAGUAAAAUGGCAAACUAAAUAGAAUCUAACAGUGUGACCUUGAUUUGCUGAAUUCACACCCUGUUUUGUGUUCCUCACUUUUUUCAAGAACAGAAAACAUAAACUUCUCUGCAUAGGAAUACUGUACUUCAGAAUUUUGUAACUAAAUGUUGGUCACAAUGCAGUCCAAAGAGUAAAACCGAGACAGGCAACUAA
Messenger RNA from Nestor notabilis (Kea), 911 nucleotides. It is a transcript of the gene ZNRF2, whose product is annotated as zinc and ring finger 2. NCBI's taxonomy places the organism in Eukaryota, Metazoa, Chordata, Aves, Psittaciformes, Psittacidae. The annotation marks the transcript as partial. The transcript is spliced from 4 exons. The record is from RefSeq and is a predicted model, not a curated record.